Messenger RNA from Leptosia nina, 2529 nucleotides. Lineage: Eukaryota; Metazoa; Arthropoda; Insecta; Lepidoptera; Pieridae. The record is from the annotation of a GenBank genome assembly.
AUGACUGUCGACGGGGAAGCAAACUCUAGGGACCGGGUUUUCAUGGAUAUAUCUAUCGGCGGGCUUCCAUCUGGCCGAAUUGUUUUUGAGCUAUUUAACGAUGUGGCGCCGAAGACUUGUGAAAAUUUCCGCGCCCUUUGCGCCGGUGAUAAGGGAAUCGGCGAAGGCACUGGUAAACCACUAACGUAUAAGGGUAUGGUGUUCCAUCGAGUCGUAAAAGACUUCAUGAUACAAGGAGGGGACUUUUCCAAUGCUAAUGGCACUGGUGGUGAAUCAAUUUAUGGUGGAACCUUUGAAGAUGAAACCUUUGAGGUGAAGCAUGACAAGCCUUUUCUUUUGUCUAUGGCCAACCGAGGGAAGGAUACAAAUGGGUCACAAUUCUUUAUAACAACACAGCCGGCGCCGCAUCUCGACAAUGUCCACGUAGUAUUCGGUCAUGUAGUGAGUGGAGCGACGCUGGUGCGGCAGCUGGAGGCUCUACCUGUGGACCGUAACGCGAGGCCCCUUCAGGACAUCACUGUCACCAACUGUGGACAACUCAUCAGGCUCAAAGCUGGUAAAAAACGGAAGCAAGAUAAAGAAAAAACUAAAGAUGAAAGUGACGCUGAAUCGGAGAAGUCUAUCAAGAAGGAGAAGAAGAAGAAAAAAGAUAAAAAGAAGAAACGACAUCAAUCGGACCAGUCUGACGGUGAGCUCUCGCCGGAGCCAGCUCAUCCGCUCGUUACCACCUCCAAGAUAGACCCCAAGGAGAUUCCUGAUGUACCCACCAACCGAUUCCUCAUGAGAGCUACUCGGGAACAGGACAAAGACAAGAAUGAUUCUAGGAGGGAUAGAGACAGGCCAAGAUAUCGUGACAGAGAACGUCAUUCCUACACUAGGAGCGGGCGUAUUGUGAAGGGACGAGGUGUUUUCCGAUACCGCACGCCGUCCCGCUCACGCUCGCGAUCGCGUUCCGUUACACCGCCGCAUUGGAGACAAGCGCAACGCAGGAUCGUUAAACUGGCGGAUGUCGAGCGCAUCGAUCAGGAACGCGAACAAGAACCUCCGAAAAAAGCACCAUUGAAGCACGCGCAGAGAGAGGCUGCUACGCCGGCGCCGCAAGAGAAGGAGGAAGGCGAGUGCGACACCACCCUCGACCAAUCUCGUGAUGAAAAGGUAGAUUACAACGCGUUGGAUUUCGAGGAGGACGUGGAACAAGAAGAAGAAGGCGAAAUUCCGCAGAAACGUAUGGAACAGAAGCGCAUAGCACGACCCCCCGCUGAGAACAGAGCUGAUAUAUUGGCGCGAGCACUCGGAGUCAAUCCUAAACACGAUCAACUCAAAGAUGGAAAGGACACUCGCGACUACCGUCGGCACGAAGGGAUAUCUUCCAGAGUAGUGCAAGCCGCUCCCAAACUGUCCUCUGCCGUCGCCACCGUCGCAGCAGCUUCUGGUGGCACACCCGAACCCCAAGACAAGAGCGAGUAUGACCCCUUCUCAUUACUCAGAAGCACCUUCAGCAGGAAUAAGGAGCAAGACGCUUCAAGAAGUACUGACAACGGAGAGAAUCGCCGAGAGAGGGAAAAGCUCAAAGAUCACAAAGAGAGAGAAAAAUAUCGCAGCGAGAGAACAGAGCAGAAACACGAUCUCAGGGACAAUCUUAGAAAACGAGAGAUCAAAGAAUCAGGACAAGAAGAACGGACGCAAAGACCUCAUAAAAAUGAAAAGUUCGACUCUAAAGACAAGUCUAAGGAUCGUUCUGACGAGAGGCGUAAACGUCACGAUAAAUUCGUUAAGGAAUCUGAUGAGAAAUCAAACGAUAGAAGCGAAAAAUUCAAACCUAGACCUGACGAAAGGAAAUCCAAAGACAAGUCUCCUGACAAUUCUGACCGAAAUAAGAGACAGAGAUCGGAAGAUAAAUCGGUUGAAAAGGAAAAGUCUAAAGACAGAAAACAAAAAGCGGAACUUCGGGACAGGUCGCACGACAGAUCUAGGCUGUCUAGAGACAGGGAUGUUCGGGAUAAGUCUAGAGAGAGAAAUAGACUAGGUCGGUCGAAGGAUAGAUCGAGGGAGACACGUGAUAGACGCGACAGAUCAAGAGAUAGGAGAGAUAGGUCGAAGGAUAGAUCACAGCGUAACAGAUCGAAAAAACGCGAAUCUAAAGAAAAGGUGCCCCUCGAUGAAUUUGAUAUAGAAGGAAGUAACGAAAAAAAUUGCAGGAAGUCCAAAUCUCCAGACCGGAAGAAAGCUGUCGAUAAAGAUAAGGAUGAAGAGCAAAAGAAGAAAGAGGACGAAGCUCGUAAGGAACUGUUGGAAAUAGUUCGCAUGAUCAAGUCCCGACAACGUGACAGAGAGAACAAGGCCGCCGAGGCCAAGAAGAAAAGACGAGACUCGAGCGAGAAUUCCUCUGAUGAUGAGCGUUCGAAGAGGCGACGUUCUUCCGACAGAGGCAGAAGGCGCAGUAGAAGCAGGUCUAGAAGAAGCAGCUCCCGUCGUUCUCGUCGCCGUUCCGGAUCAGGACGUCGACAUAGACGCCGAUCUUCGGACUAA